Molecule: messenger RNA, 3876 nt
Organism: Brienomyrus brachyistius
Lineage: Eukaryota; Metazoa; Chordata; Actinopteri; Osteoglossiformes; Mormyridae
Gene: htra4
Product: HtrA serine peptidase 4
Exons: 9
Coding region: 1216-2604 (462 amino acids)
Biological process (GO): positive regulation of apoptotic process; programmed cell death; proteolysis
Cellular component (GO): extracellular region
Molecular function (GO): protein binding; serine-type endopeptidase activity
Source: RefSeq, a predicted model, not a curated record
CUUAGCCCUAAGCUGCCAAGUCAAAGACAAGACAAGCUGGCACACGGGACUGAACUGUCCUCAGCCUCACCGCAGCCUUCAGAAUCGAAAGGAAGAAUCUUUUACCGUGUAAUAAUACAUGUAGCUGUUUGCAGAAGACAAGGGGACAAUAUAAUUAUAAAAGGCAUUUAAAUAAUACUGAGGUUGACACAGCCACAUGUUAGUCAUCGGACAUAAAGAUAUGAAGCGCGAGUUCAUCGGGGUUGCCAGGUUUGGCCAGCCGGCUGACGUGAGAUUUUCAAUUCGAGACAAUGCACAUGCAUUUCCAUGUAUGUAACUGUUAUCGCCUUGUCAUUAAUCCAUAGGCUUGAAUACUCCCUAUGCGCAUUUGAUGUAGGCAAUCUUUAGUUUAUAGCGGGAUAAUAUAGAUUUACCAUAAGAUUUCUUGCAUGAGUCUGAAAGCGUGAGUGUCACGCUAGGUGCGUCAGUUUGCAGCCUUGGUUCAACCCUGGUUGCCUGGCUAGCAGCCAUUCUUAUCUCUACUUCUGUUAAUUGUUUGAAUUAAAUUUUGAGGAGGUUAAACCACAUCAAGUGAAAUGCAAAAUUCCAUCAACUAGGCAAGUAGCCUAUAUUGUGGUAAUUGUGAUUAAGUAAAAAAUGCACCAUAUUAACUUGGACACAAAUUGCUCAAAUAAUCACAUUUUGUCGGAUUACCGUGUUGAAAAUAUCACUCAGGGAAAACUUUUGGCCACUUAAAUAAUUGUGUGCGUGUGUUUAAUAGAUGUUGUAUAAAUGGAUUGCUAAGCGUAUCCAUUAGAGUUCAUCGGAGAGAAGUUUGAUUAAUUGCGCUGUACACUGCGCUGAAUGGGCCCUCCUCCUUAAGCGGUCAGCGUGGGGAAUUAAAUAAUGCAUUCCUGAGAAAAUCUCCUAGAGACAUUACAACUCAGAGGCUUUGGGACGAGAUUAGAAUAAGGCAGUAACUACAGUAACAGCAUUCAAUUUCACAUUUUGAGUAAAUUGUUAAUACUUAAUUAAUGCACUGGUUUUCCCCUUGUUACAUUACACGAGCCAGGCUUAUGUUACUAGUGAGUUAUAUAAAAUAGAUUUUUAAAUUCAGUUUGCUACGAUGAUCUUUGUUAACGAAGGAUAAUUGCGCAAAACUGAUAUUUAGGGGAUCUCCGAGAUAGUCCAUUAUCUCCCGUCGCUUUUAUUUUACUUUCUCUUGAUAGUGUGGAAAUGCUGAAGUUUGCGGCUUGUAUUUUCUUCCUCUCCGUGGUUGACUCGAGGUUAAUCCGAAAAAGGCAAACGCACUGCCCAGAGGUCUGCGACUCCUCUACCUGUCCUCCCAGCCCGGAGUCGUGCUAUUACGGCGUGGUGAAGGACCGCUGCGGCUGCUGCCAGGUCUGCGCGUCCGGAGAGGGCGACGUCUGUGGCGAUCGCGGAGCCGGGGUGUGCGGCGUGGGCAUGGUCUGCAGGUACUCUAAGAGCAGCAGGCGAAAGCACCGGGGAUCCUGCGUGUGCAGUUCCGAGGAACCCGUGUGCGGGAGCGACUGGAGGACAUACCCCAGUGUCUGCCGCCUGAGAGCCGAAAACAGGAGAGCUGACCUGAAGGGGACCCCCCGGGUGAUCCUGAUCCAGCGGGGGAGCUGCGACUCAGGACCACACAAUCCUGGAAGUAUGCGCUAUAAGUUCAACUUCAUCGCCGACGUGGUGGACAAGAUCGCCCCAGCGGUGGUCCAUUUGGAGCUGUUCCUUAGGAUGCCAUUCUCCAAGCAGGAGAUUCCAGUAUCCAGCGGCUCUGGGUUCAUUGUGUCCGAAGACGGCUGGAUCGUCACCAAUGCCCACGUCCUCUCCAAUAAACAGCGCAUCAGAGUGGGACUGAAAAGCGGCACUCAGUAUGAUGCCAGUGUCAAGGACGUGGACCAGAAGUUAGACAUAGCGCUCAUUAAAAUCGAGUCAGAUAAUCCCCUGCCAGUGCUGCUACUGGGCCGAUCAUCAGAUCUGCGGCCCGGAGAAUUCGUGGUUGCAGUGGGCAGCCCCUUCUCCCUGCAGAACACCGUCACGACGGGAAUCAUCAGCACCACACAGCGCGGAGGUCAUGAGCUGGGCCUCAAGGAUUCUGACAUGGAAUACAUCCAGACUGAUGCCAUCAUUAACUAUGGAAACUCAGGAGGUCCACUGGUUAACUUGGAUGGCGAAGUCAUCGGCAUUAACACGCUGAAGGUCACGGCAGGAAUAUCAUUCGCGAUUCCUUCGGACAGAAUACGGCAGUUCCUCGCAGAAUCAUACGACCGGCAAAUGAAAGGAAAAACACUCCCAAAGAAGAAGUACAUGGGAGUGAGAAUGCUUCAGCUCUCAGCUGGUUUGAUCAGAGAUCUGAAGGACCGCGACAGAGACUUUCCCGAUGUCAGCUCAGGUGUGUACGUCUAUGAGGUGAUCCCCGGAACAGCUGCAGCCAGCUCCGGCAUCAAGGACCGGGACGUGAUCGUCAGCAUCAACAGUGAGCUCAUCCAAACCACAGAGGAUGUCAGUCAGGCCGUCCAGUCCAGCGAAACGCUUUCUGUGGUGGUGCGGCGGUUGGACAAGGAAGUGACACUCACGGUGAUCCCUGAGGAAAUAGACUAGAAAUGACUCUAACCAGGUAUCCAAUAGAAUGUACCACCAAUCUCUAUCACACCUUCCACACUAUAAUGACAAAACCCUUGUAGGACCAUUCAUAGUGGGAGGCAAAACCAAUCCUUCCUCAAUGCUCAUUAUGAGAUACAAACAUUUUUCUAAGCAUAAACACUCUCAAGAAGUUCUACUUUGGUCAUUUUUGACCAGAACUUUAUUCAAAAUAUAAUUUCUAUGUGCCUAAAUGUCUUUUUGUCCUGAUAUACACACACAAAGCAGAAUCACAAAAACUUUAAAUAAUUAAAUGGUGGUGCCCAAAAACAAUAAAAAAAAAUAUAUAAUUUAAAUAUUCUCAAUGAGCAAGCACUUAGAGAAUAUGAGUAGCUGACAUAUAAAAAAUGGAUCAUGGACCUUUAAGAGAUCUUAUGUUCUGUCAUUAAACAAAUACACCAUAUUGAGGCUGGGCAAAUUCUACACCUCCCAUAUCAUCAAAUAAGUAAAGAUAAUUUAAAACACAUGGGGUUUUGCCUCUAGGACCCUCACACAACUGUGUAACAUUUCCAGCAAAUCUAAUGUUUUUAAAACACACACGUUCUAAAAGAAAGGUAGGACACAAUGAUCUAAUCUCAGAACCCCCAGGAGCACACUUUAAUAGAAUCAUCACAAAGCCCACACAGUGAACACUGAACUUUUACAUAUAUUUGUUUAUUCACACCAACAGUGUCACAUGUGAAUGUAUAAGCCCAACGAGUGCAGCACAUUUCAAACCAACGCUAUAAAAAAGGGAGAGAGAUCACUGCUUCGCAUAUCAUGCUGCCUCACACACAGACGGAUUCAGACAAAAUGAAAGCAUACAUUUUCAAAUCAAACCAGCAGGGUAGAGAUAUAUUGCUCUAAAAAGCAAUUCUGUGGAAUACCAAAAAAAAUAAUUUACACAAAUCCGGGGUGUCCGCGUUGUUUAUAAUCUGUAUAUAAUUAAUGCCAGGAGCAUUUCAUAGCACACGAUUACUGUACAAAGAUCUUACAAAGAGAAAUUUGUUGUGCAGACUUUGGGACAGUAUAUAUAGAACAAUAUUCCUUUAAUCCUCUUACAGGUCACCAGUGAUUAAAGGACAGAAUUUAAGUACAGUGUCUACCAAGGAGGUUAUUAAGAUACCUUUUAGAUCAUUAAAUCGAAUUUUUAAAUGAUACAGACCAACAAAUAUCCAAGUACAUUUACAGCCCAAAAAGCUGAUUGUGAACACUACAUUUCACUGCACAUUAAAUUUACAGAAUAUCCAAAGA